Molecule: messenger RNA, 1155 nt
Organism: Cylicocyclus nassatus
Lineage: Eukaryota; Metazoa; Nematoda; Chromadorea; Rhabditida; Strongylidae
Source: the annotation of a GenBank genome assembly
AUGAACAUAACGCUCAUAACAACAGCGUACUGGGUGUUCACAUGCGUAAGGAAGAAUCGAAGUCGGUAUCCUACGUGUUUCGUACCAGCCCAGGCUACAGAACCUAGUUUACGUUAUUCGACCACCUCAGCCUCCUCUUUUUGGUCAUCGACCACUUCAGCCAUCUCUUUUUGGUCAUCUAAAUCGGCAAGCUUCUCGCAUGGGCCUAGUUCACGUUAUUCGACCACCACAGCCUCCUCUUUUGGGUCAUCGACCACCUCAGCCACCUCUUUUUGGUCAUCUACAUUGGCAAGCUUCUCGCACGUUGACAUCUCGGACAAGGAGAUCAAGAAGUUGUCAAAAGAAAUGAGAGCAACAGACGACAACAAGGCGCUGAGCGGACAAGUCAUCAUCAAUCUUCAAAAUAAAUACAACAGGAAGAGUGGGACUGGGGUGUUCUUCGAAAGAGUUGACCCAAAACUUUUUGAAAGACCCACAUUCAAAGCUUUUCUUGAUAUGACUGAUAACUUCAAUCCAAAUCCGAAAGUUCGUGAGCCACAGGUUUCGCUCAAAGAGGAGCAAAGAGAAGUAGAUGCUUUUCUGACAGCAGCUCUCAAUUCGAAACCUUGGCAAAUUUUCUAUAGAUUUCUCAACAUGAAAGGAUUGAAACAUGCAGAAAACCGCAACGUGUUUCGGAAAUGGAUAGAACAAAUCUGGUUCGAACACUAUUCUCGUUCCAGAGGAGAAGUAUUAGAUAGUUCAGGAUUUGAGCAUGUUUUCAUAGGCGAGUUCAAAACUGCAAAGAAGAAGAAGAAAAUAGUCAAUGGACUCCACAACUGGAUACGAUUCUACCAACUUGAACAAGACGCCAGCGAAAAUUUCUAUUAUAAAGAAUAUAAGGAUCAUCGCAAAAACAUCCUAGCAGCAUUGAGAUACAGUUGGCGUGGCGCAGAGAAACCGCUUGGGUCGAUGUUCGUUGGAACUUCACCCGAAUACGACAUGGCAAUUUUUACUCUUUGCUUUCUGGCACGGCCCGAUAAGCGCAAUUGUAAUAUUGUCAUCGAUGAAUGCGUCGUCAAAAUCCAGACACAUACAUUGAAUCAAGAGGGCAAGUCUUAUGUUGGAUCCGCAUUUCCCUUGAUUGACAAAAGUACAAUUUGUGGACGAAAACAUUAG